AUGAUCCCUUGUACCUGGCCUACCACACUCUUCUUUUUAAUAUGGCUUUGCAAUGACGUUGCGUCGAAGAGGAAUCACACACUGAAACCUAGGGUGGUACUGCCUGAAAACUAUGUUAAAGAAAUGCGUCCACCAGCACGCAAAGGGCAGCCAGUUAUGGUAGAAUUCAGCAUCUACGUGGUCGACGUGAAUUCAAUUAAUGUUGAAGACAUGGACUUCAGAGUCGACAUGUUCAUACGACAAACUUGGAGCGAAAGCCGGCUGCAACUGCCUGAAGACAUAUUUGAAGAAGGCGACGAUCACGUGACACUUCCACCAGAGUUUUUCGAUAAUCUGUGGCAUCCGGAUCCCUACUUCUUAAAUUCUAAAGUCACAGAGAUCGCGGAGUUGACGCACAAAUUUUCUUCAGUGACAUUGUACAGGAACCAAACGGUGAGGUACGCGGCCAGAAUGCAUGCGAUCAUCGCUUGCCAGAUGGAAUUUCAACUCUACCCGAUGGAUAUACAGUCCUGUCCUAUUUAUAUAGAAAGUUUUUCCUACAGUAAUCAGAAGGUAAGGUUCCGGUGGAGCGAGUCCGGAGUUACCAUCAACCCUGAACUGAAACUGCUGCAGUACCACAUCGGGCAGCCACUGCGCCUGGAGGAAACAAACGGAUAUAUGAUAGACAAGGAUGGUAACUACUCGAGAUUAGUAGUAUACUUCAGAUUCGAGCGUCAGAUUGGUCACCACCUAAUUCAAACCUUCGCACCAUCGUCCCUGGUCGUGAUGCUGUCCUGGUUCAGCUUCUGGCUGGACCUAGAUGCCAUCCCUGGGAGAGUCACCUUACUAGUCACCUGCAUGUUGACCCUGGUCACCAUGUUCACAGGAUUACGAGCUGAUAUACCACCAGUGGCAUACGUUAAAGCACUGGACCUAUGGAUGGCAGGAUGUAUGAUGUUCGUGUUUGCAGCUCUUGGAGAGUUCGUAGUAGUUAAAGUAUUAGAUAAGCAGUACCAGGUGAAUAAAAGCAAGGCACAAGAAGCCCUGCCGAGAAUUAUUCCAGUGGUAAGAAAAAAGUGCAUUAUAUUUAGAUUGAAUGGGGAGAAAGGUUCAUGCGGCACAGUAGCUGCAUGGGAAGGUAGCGGAGUUCGAUGCCGGAAAGUGGAUAUUACGUCACCAACGUCACCGGCGGCGGCCACGCCUGCUGUACAUCCAGCGCCGUCAGCACCUCACAGCAACCCGCAUUUAGUCGGUGUUGAGCGACGGCAGAGUAUUUUACAGGUAGCCUGGUUGGACGCCGACACUGGACAAGAGCGAGUGUUGUGGCGCGAGAUAGACAAGUUAUCUCGCGUGGUGUUUCCCGCUUUAUUCCUCCUUUUCGUGACUAUGUACUGGCCGGUGCUGUUGCUGAAGACGAAGACAUCAUCAUAA
Achroia grisella is the source of this 1410-nucleotide messenger RNA. RefSeq names its product glycine receptor subunit alpha-1 (gene alka). The record is from RefSeq and is a predicted model, not a curated record. Gene Ontology annotation, molecular function: transmembrane signaling receptor activity; neurotransmitter receptor activity; extracellular ligand-gated monoatomic ion channel activity. Gene Ontology annotation, biological process: chemical synaptic transmission; nervous system process; chloride transmembrane transport. The coding region runs from base 1 to 1410 and encodes 469 amino acids. The transcript has 10 exons. Gene Ontology annotation, cellular component: membrane; synapse; neuron projection. NCBI's taxonomy places the organism in Eukaryota, Metazoa, Arthropoda, Insecta, Lepidoptera, Pyralidae.